Molecule: messenger RNA, 570 nt
Organism: Mesocricetus auratus (golden hamster)
Lineage: Eukaryota; Metazoa; Chordata; Mammalia; Rodentia; Cricetidae
Gene: Pde6h
Product: phosphodiesterase 6H
Exons: 3
Coding region: 195-449 (84 amino acids)
Biological process (GO): visual perception; positive regulation of G protein-coupled receptor signaling pathway; positive regulation of epidermal growth factor receptor signaling pathway
Cellular component (GO): photoreceptor outer segment membrane
Molecular function (GO): cGMP binding; 3',5'-cyclic-nucleotide phosphodiesterase activity
Source: RefSeq, a predicted model, not a curated record
GCACUCUCUUGAAUACCUUCAUUGAUCUAUAGCGUAUUUUCUAAAAAUAAUUUCUCCCUGUUUGCUUAUGUCAACACAACACGCCAAGCUCAAAGCGCUCAAAGGCAUGCUAACAGUCCUUUUGAUUCCAAGGGUCUUCAUUUCCUUGUGCUCUCCAGCGAGCCGGAAAGCAAAACACCAGCCAUCCUGCCAAGAUGAGUGACAGCGCUUCUCUGGGUCCUCCAGCACCAAGCCAGGGUCCCAUCACCCCACGCAAAGGUCCCCCCAAGUUCAAGCAGAGGCAGACUCGACAGUUCAAGAGCAAGCCUCCCAAGAAAGGCGUGAAAGGGUUUGGAGAUGACAUCCCAGGCAUGGAGGGACUAGGAACAGAUAUCACGGUGAUCUGUCCCUGGGAAGCAUUCAGUCACCUGGAGCUGCAUGAGCUUGCUCAGUUUGGGAUUAUUGGAUGAGUCAGAGCCUGCUCUCAAGAGCAUCUGGCAGUGGAUGCUGUGCUUUUACCCACCUGGUCCUUCUGAGUCUUGAAAUCCAGUAUUUGAAAGAAGUUUCUUUGACAUACAGUGUCUUUACCCA